ACCACAACAAAGAUGCCGCUCAACUUGUUCGGAACAAGCUUUUCUCCGGGGAAAUCACCUCCCAGACGGUCUGUGUCCCUGUCCAGUCUACGAAGGGAGAGUGAUAAAUCAGGCCAAGAUCUCUCGCAGGAAUUCAACAAAAUAAAACUGAAUAUUGGUGGUCAAAAUGCUACGUUCGAGGAUGGAGAAUGGGUGUCAGAGGGAAAUUCAAAAGGUCGUGUCAGUAAUCGAGAGGUGGCACGCCUUCGUCAGCAGAACCAAGUGCUCUUGGAAGAAAACAACUUACUUAAGUUAAAGGUGGAACUUCUUCUUGACAUGUUAACAGAAAAGUCAGCAGACACUUUGAUUAAAGAAAAAGAAAUUAUGCGGCUUAAGUCAAGAUCAAAGGAUGGAUGAUAAAUGGGAUACCCAGUAUGUUGUUGAUACUGCUCUUUUGGGGGUCAUUGAAGGCUGCUUGUAAAACUUGAGUUUUAAUAAUGAAAAAAUGUUCUGGUAGGAAACUUCCACAGUCACAUAUCAGUUACUGAAGUAAAAUUGGCUAAUACUGUUUUCCAGAGCCAUAAUCGGAAAAUAACCUCUUCAGACUUUCCAUAUUCAAUAAGUACUUUGAUAUCAUUAGAUUUACAUGCUGCCUGUAUAGCUGGUCAAACUGGUAUAUGUUUUAUGCUGUAUUAAAUUUUCAAGUUCAUUGGAAUCUGGGCUUGUUUUCAAGUGUCUCUGUGGCUUAACUGGUUUUAUGUAAUUAGUACCUUUAUAACCAAAAAGAUAUUUUAUG
Messenger RNA from Penaeus monodon (black tiger shrimp), 775 nucleotides. It is a transcript of the gene Cby, whose product is annotated as protein chibby homolog 1-like. Lineage: Eukaryota; Metazoa; Arthropoda; Malacostraca; Decapoda; Penaeidae. The transcript has 3 exons. Bases 13 to 396 code for a protein of 127 amino acids. The record is from RefSeq and is a predicted model, not a curated record.